Messenger RNA from Sodiomyces alkalinus F11, 1729 nucleotides. RefSeq names its product Arginase/deacetylase. The transcript has 7 exons. The record is from RefSeq and is a predicted model, not a curated record. Gene Ontology annotation, molecular function: metal ion binding; agmatinase activity. NCBI's taxonomy places the organism in Eukaryota, Fungi, Ascomycota, Sordariomycetes, Glomerellales, Plectosphaerellaceae. Bases 216 to 1412 code for a protein of 398 amino acids.
CGUCGAUAAGCCCUCCCAAGCUAGGUAGUAAGGUACCUUAUGUGAUGACCACUGAUAGCAUGUACUCGGUUUCAACGAGGCCGAACUCGCUGAGCUCCUCUGGGCCUCUCUGCGUCUGUCCCGUAGCCAAUUUCAUAAAAGCUAGCUCUUCCCAGGCUCUUCUGAUUGUUGGCAUCCGAAUCACCCAUCUUUUCACACCUUGACCUCCUCACAAUAUGAUUUCUCACAGCUUGCUUGCCCUUGGCCUUGCCGCCCUCGUCUCUGGCCAUGGCGACCAUGGCGACAACCAGACUCCCCUCUCAGGUCCCCUCCAGUCCCUAUGGUACAACAAUCUGCCAGGCGACGGCGGUACCCAGGCCGACUCGGUAUUCUCUGGCAUCUCCACCUUCGGCCGCCUUCCUUACCAGCCUUGCUUGAGCCAGCCAGGUGUGCAGUACGACAUUGCCUUCCUUGGUGCCCCUUUCGACACGGGUACCUCGUACCGGCCCGGUGCUCGUUUCGGUCCUUCCGGCAUCCGGCAGGGAUCGCGGAGACUCAACCUAUACGGAGGCUAUAACGUUCCCUUGGGCACCAACCCUUUCAAUAGCUGGGCUACUGUCCUCGACUGCGGAGACAUCCCCGUCACAUCGUACGACAACACCUGGGCCCUGCACCAGAUCGAAGAAGGCCACUACAACCUCCUGUCUCGAGCCCCCGUCACCAACGCGAGGGUAAGGGGCCCUGCCAAGCACGGCAAGACUUUGCCCCGUAUCAUCACCCUUGGCGGUGACCACACCAUCACCCUCCCCUUGCUGCGGUCAAUCAACCGGGCCUACGGCCCCGUGACUGUCAUUCACUUUGACAGCCACUUGGAUACCUGGAAGCCCAAGGUCUUCGGAGGCUCGCCGUCGGAGGUGGCCAGCAUCAACCACGGCACCUACUUCUGGCAUGCUGCCCAGGAAGGCCUCCUGCGCAACGACACCAACAUCCAUGCCGGUAUCCGAACGACGCUCUCGGGCCCCAGCGACUACGAGAACGACGGCUACUGCGGCUUCGAGAUUGUUGAGGCGCGUGAGAUCGACACCAUCGGCACCGAUGGCAUCAUCAAGAGGAUCAUCGACCGUGUCGGUACCAAGAACCCGGUCUAUCUCUCCUUGGACAUUGACACCCUCGACCCUGCCUUUGCGCCCGCCACCGGUACCCCUGAGACGGGCGGAUGGUCUACCCGUGAGCUGCGGACUAUUCUUCGGGGUCUGGAAGACGUGAACCUGAUCGGCGCUGAUAUUGUAGAAGUUGCGCCUGCAUAUGACACGAACGCAGAACAUACGACCAUGGCGGCCGCUGAUGCCCUUUACGAAAUCAUGAGCAUCAUGGUCAAGAAGGGGCCUCUCAGCGCUAUGGUCACGGGCCCUGAAGACUCUGAGGACCUAUGAUACGAUGAUGCUCAUACGACUUGUAAACGAAGGACAGUAAGAGGGGGGGGAUGGAAUGUGCCCUAGAGGCAUUGCAUGGGGUAGAAAGUGAACCACGACAGUAGUGGUCUGUAUGACGAUUGGGGACGAAGGGCGUUAACGGGGAAUUUGGCGACGAACCGAAAUAGAACCAAGGCAAUAUCUUAUAGGACCGUCUACGUGUUGAGAGGCACCGCACCUUGGCUACCUAGAAAGGCACCUAAAAAUAGGGCCGUUCUACCGGACCUAUAUUUCGAUAUCAAGGUACAGGAAAAGGUAUAAUCUAGUACUAUAAAACC